Messenger RNA from Rotaria socialis, 1392 nucleotides. The record is from the annotation of a GenBank genome assembly. Lineage: Eukaryota; Metazoa; Rotifera; Eurotatoria; Philodinida; Philodinidae.
AUGAGUGACGAAAAUCAUGACCCAUCUUCAAGUCCACUACCAGAAAAACUACGUCCAAAACCUGUUGAUGCCAAAUCGGCAGCUGCCUCAUCAUUAAUAUCAUCAUCAGAUAGUCCAAAAUCAGCAACGAUAAACAAUGUUUCACAACGAUUACCUUCAACUUCAGUUGAAGUAUCUGUUGGCGAUAUUUUAUCAACAGACGAUAAACGUGCAUCGGUUAGUGUUCUUAAACAUCAGCCACGUUAUUCAUCAUCAUCGGGUUCAUCAUCGGAAUUCGGCGAUAUGGAUGAAAGUACAUUUACGGUGACACAUAAAAUGGAUCUUGGCGAAGCAACACGUGAAUUAACACGUUUAUUACAUAUUGGCAAUGAUAGUUCAUCGAGUGAAAUACAUUUAAAUCCUGAUGCACCAGAUUUUACACCUAUUGAAUUCUCUCCUACCUAUCGUUCUGAAUUAGCUCCGGGACAUUUAAAUCGACGUUCGACACAACUGGACCAUCAUCAUUAUCGUCAUUUACGUUCACGUUAUUAUUCGGAAUCAUUUCCUUCAAUACCAACUGGUACCUCGACAAUACGACCGUUACUUUCACUUAUGCCACAACAAUUUCCAUAUAAUCGAUCUUCAUGGAAUUCGACAAAUCAAUCACCAUCAGCAUCUAAUUCUUGGUGGCAAAACGAAUAUAAUAAUUCGCCAAGUUCAGCAUCAUCUUAUCAUUCCAGAUCGGCCUAUUCACCUUUAAUGCCACCAUUAACAGAUGACACUGUUUUUCCUCAUAGACAUCCGUCGAAACGACAACGAGUACAUUCAAGUCGAACUUUUGUUUUUCCAAAUCAAAUGAACGACCAUAGACAACGUUCACAUUCCGGUCCUGAAACACCUUUACAAGUACCACCGUCACAUCUCACUGGUAUUCAUUCAUUAACAAAAAUAAUGAUUGAUAUUUUACGAACGAUUGAUCCCAUACCAAUACCAGAAGAACAACAACAAAAACGAGAAUCAACAGCAAAUGCAUCUUCUCAACAAGAGACAAAUCGACGACAAUCAAGUUCUUCUUAUCAACGACAUCCACACCAACACCAACAACAACAACAGAAUCGAAAUGAAUCUGUUGAAUCAGAAGAUGUCUUUGCUAAUGAUGAAAUACCAACAAUAACUGCAUCGCUCAACAAAAAAUCAGAUGUAUCCAAUGAGCAAAAAGCUUCUCCAUCGAAAAUUACAAAUGAUAAUGAACAGAAACUAAUAUCACCAAUAACCGCAAAUGACAUUGACGUGAAUGAUGCUUCGAAAAAUUCUGCAGUUGAUGAAUCAUAUUAUGAAGCUGUUACAAAUCAAGAGCCAUCCACGCCUACGAUCGUGUCGAGUUUAUCAACUGCUGCUCCCACGACUGACUAA